GCUAGAUCUUUUCUGAUCUUUUACCCGAAAGUCUUUCACAGCAUAGCUGAUCGGUGGAAAGAGACGGCCACGGUGACUCUAAAUGACCAGCAGAGUAUUCAUCUCAGUGAGAAAUAGCCGUUCAAUCGUGCACACGCUGUGUCAAAGGGUUGACUCGUCAGUUAAUUUUCGGACGUAUCUUAUGGAUUCGUCCCUGCAGAAAGGUGACUUGAACCCGGAUUUUGUUUUUUUCGGUAGAAAACCUCUAAGAAUUCUUUUUUUCCUUAAUUCAUCCUUAACUGUAGUACAGAACGAGCCACAAGCUUAGACGUGACCAAGUUAACCCCCGAGUGACCGCCGGAUUUGUUACAAUGCGUUUCCCUGUGUUACCCUGCGUUACCCCAUCUUACCCUUUUUUACCCUUUCUUACCCUCUGUUUCCCUUUGUUACCCUUUGUUACCCUGUGUCACCCAGUGUUACCCUUUGUUACCCUGUGUUACCUUGUGUUACCCAUUGUUACCCUUUUUUACCUCUUGUUACCCGUUGUUACCCUGUGUUACUCUUUGUUACCCUGUGUUACCCCUUGUUACCCUGUGUUACCUCUUGUUACCCUGUGUUACCCUGCGUUACCUCUUGUUACCCUUGGUUACCAUGUGUUACCCCUUGUUACCCUUUGUUACCCUGUGGUAUCCCUUGUUACCCUUUGUUAUCCUGUGGUAUCCCUUGUUACCCUUUGUUACCCUGUGGUAUCCCUUGUUACCCUUUGUUACCUUGUGUUACCCCUUGUUACCCUUUGUUACCCUGUGUUACCCCUUGUUUUCCUUUGAUAUCCUGUGUUACCCCUUGUUACCCUUUGCUACCUUUUGUUACCUUUUGUUACCCUGUGUUACCCCUUGUUACCCUGUGUUACCCCUUGUUACCCUUUGUUACCCUGUGGUAUCCCUUGUUACCCUUUGUUAUCCUGUGGUAUCCCUUGUUACCCUUUGUUACCCUGUGGUAUCCCUUGUUACCCUUUGUUACCCUGUGGUAUCCCUUGUUACCCUUUGUUACCUUGUGUUACCCCUUGUUACCCUUUGUUACCCUGUGUUACCCCUUGUUUUCCUUUGAUAUCCUGUGUUACCCCUUGUUACCCUUUGCUACCUUUUGUUACCUUUUGUUACCCUGUGUUACCCCUUGUUACCCUGUGUUACCCCUUGUUACCCUUUGUUAACUCUUGUUACCUUUUGUUUACCCUGUGUUACCCUGUGGUAUCCCUUGUUACCCUUUUUUACCCUGUGUUACUCCUUGUUACCCUUUGUUACCCUGUGUUACCCCUUGUUUCCCUUUGAUACCCUGUGUUACCCCUAUUUACCCUGUGUUACCCAUUGUUACCCUUUGUUAACCUGUGUUACCCAUUCUUACCCUUUGUUACCCUGUGUUACCCCUCUCCAUGCGAGCUGUAGUUAUUGGUCUGAUACAUUACAUGCUAUUGUUGAAUGUGGAAGUGCAUUUAUUGAGGAUAUUAGUAAAGCCGGAAUGCAAAUGUUAGUGAACUACCCCCUACUGUUAACAUAUAUGGUGGUAAUAUUGAUGUAAGUUUUGUUUUGAGGAGCAAAGGAACCCUUGUGUGUAACUUAUCUUCUAGUGUAUUUAACAGAACAUCUCCGUCUCUCCUGCACACAUUUGUUGUAGAUACUUUGCUCAACGUUGCAAUGCCAUUCAACAUAAUUCUUACUUACACCAACACAUCCCGCUUAAAUGCCUUCAGGCAUCUUUUUGUUUUAUUUUUUAUUUGAAACACAUUUAUACUGUGACAUUUUUUAAUGUUUAACUUUCUUCAGAACAAACUACAAAAUCUGGCAAGUCAGCUGAGCAACGCAAACCUUUCUCCAUCUCUGGUAUCGAUCACAUUGUUCUGACAGUGGAAGAUAUAGAGGCUACUGUUAAAUUCUAUACCCAAGUGUUGGGCAUGGGACAGGUAACGUUUGGACAAGGUAGGCUAGCUCUCUCAUUUGGAAAUCAGAAGUUUAACUUGCAUCAGAAAGGAAACGAGUUUGAGCCCAAGGCAGCAAACCCAACUCCAGGAGCUAUUGAUAUUUGCCUUGUAACGGAGACACCAAUCACACAUGUCAUUGAGCACUUGAAGAAACUUGAUGUGUCCGUAGAAGAGGGACCUGUACAAAGAACAGGUGCUCUAGGACCGAUUACUUCUGUUUAUUUUAGAGAUCCUGAUGAAAAUCUUAUUGAGGUGUCUAAUUAUAAUGGUCAGUAAGGCUUUAAUUAAUAUUGAUCUGAUACAAUCCAUCAGUGUCCAGGGGCAGACUGUCUGUUCAGUACAUGAACCUAUCAGAAGAUACAAUGUGUCACAAGCUAUAUUAAUCUAUCAUGCAUGC
Messenger RNA from Porites lobata, 2351 nucleotides. The record is from the annotation of a GenBank genome assembly. NCBI's taxonomy places the organism in Eukaryota, Metazoa, Cnidaria, Anthozoa, Scleractinia, Poritidae.